AACAAGGCGAGUGUUUAUCUUUCGAGCUAGCUGAACUGCUCAGUUUUACAAGAGGAAAUCAUAAAAAUAGCUGAAAUGAUUGGUAUUACGUUUUGACGUAACCUAAUCAUCCCGAAGUGGGAUCCGUAGCAAACCAAGUAGAAGAAGUCAGUCGCUAUCAAAGAGGACGUUUGACAGAUUUCGGAGAGUACACAUGUCGUCUGCGGCAGAGACAGUAGAAAAUGCCUCCAUCAUGUCAGAGAGUGUGGCCCAUGACGGAAACCGCUUGUGGAUAGGCAACAUUGAUCCCAAAAUUACAGAGUAUCACCUGGUGAAGUUGUUGGAGAAGUUUGGCAACGUAAAACAGUUUGACUUCCUGUUCCAUAAAUCUGGGCCUUUGGAGGGACAGCCGCGAGGCUACUGCUUUGUCAACUUCAACACCAGAGAGGAGGCAGAGAGGGCGAUCCAGUGUUUAAAUGGAAAGCUAGCCUUGUCCAAGAAGCUGGUCGUGCGCUGGGCGCACGCACAGAGGUUUGAAGGUUUCCGUAAUGACAAGACGAUGCCUCCUAGCCUGGAGCCGUCAUGCAGCGGGGCAACAGAGGACGGACCCGUAACUACCAACCACCUCAGUACGAGUGCUAAGAUCCGCGCCAUUGAGGCCAAGCUCCAGAUGAUGGAGGAGAAUCCAGAUGAUGACUACUCAGGCCCGUCGGCCUACGUUUACAACAAACCGCCAGAGAGGAAACGCUGGGAGCCCUACUCUAAAUCACACCACAAUAACCAGAGCAGGCCCUUCCGCAAGUUUAGGAGAUGACCCAUCCUCCCCCUCACUCUGGAGCCCCCCCCCCCCCUCCCCCCUCCCCCCCACACCUCAGUACACACAAACAGACUCUACACUAGAAAGACUUUACACAUCCUAUCUGGGAAUAAGGUAACUUUGAGAAUGUGGACUCUUUGGGUGUAAUCACAGCAAUCACAGGCAAAGUGGUUUUAGUUCUUUUUGGGUUACAGUUCUUAUUCAGACUUAACAUUUCCCCCCAGACCUGACUGCUGUGCAGGUUGGAUCCCUUAUCAGUCUGCUUUCUCACUUUUGCAGAGAUUUAAUGCAGGUGAAUCGUACAGCUGUGAGUCACAUGACACACAGCUGCCAGAAAAGAGAAAUGUUAUUGUUUAAAGAGACUAAAAUGUUGAUUCUCUUAUUGUUUUUGACAUGUGUUUUCACUUUUAGAUCAUUAUUUAAAAUAGUUUGUUUCUCUUUAUUCAAGACAUCAGUGAAGAGGCAGAAAUACUCAUACCAGGUUUGUAUUAAUGGAGUUCAAAUGAUAAGCCACUCAGCAACUCUGUAAGUUGCAGUAUUAUUGUGUGAUAUUGCUCCUCCCCGAGUAUUAUUAUUUUUCUUUUUCUUGUUUUUUGGAUCCAAUUUUUAUAUGACUGCAGUCAAACUCUUUUUAUGGCCUUUUUGUGGUGUGUCGAGUUUUUGUAUUUCCCUUACCACAGUCUCUUGAUUUUAAUUUUUCCAAUUAAAGGCUAUUAAAUAUCACAUUGGCAA
Messenger RNA from Plectropomus leopardus (leopard coralgrouper), 1528 nucleotides. It is a transcript of the gene rbm18, whose product is annotated as RNA binding motif protein 18. The record is from RefSeq and is a predicted model, not a curated record. NCBI's taxonomy places the organism in Eukaryota, Metazoa, Chordata, Actinopteri, Perciformes, Serranidae. Gene Ontology annotation, molecular function: RNA binding.